This is a messenger RNA of Phytophthora infestans T30-4, 543 nucleotides long. RefSeq names its product maltose O-acetyltransferase, putative. The transcript has a single exon. Lineage: Eukaryota; Oomycota; Peronosporomycetes; Peronosporales; Peronosporaceae. The record is from RefSeq and is a predicted model, not a curated record. Gene Ontology annotation, molecular function: acetyltransferase activity. Bases 1 to 543 code for a protein of 180 amino acids.
AUGCUACGCGGUGAGCUUUACAACCCCAUGCAUCCGGGUCUACUCAAGGAGCGACAAGAGACCCGCAAGUUGAUCAACAAGUACAACAAGCUCGACAGCGCUGAGAGCUCCGAGGCCCAGGAGAUUCUCACCAAGAUGUUAGGCGCCAAAGGUCGCGACUGUGUCAUCGAGAUGCCGUUUCGCUGCGACUGUGGAUCAAACACGCGACUGGGGGACAAUGUGUAUAUGAACUCCAACUGUAUCCUUCUCGAUGAAGGUGAGAUCACAAUUGGCAGCCGGGUUAUGCUUGCUCCUAACGUGCAGCUUUACACGGCUACACACCCGUUGGAACCGAAGAUACGAGCUACUGGGUACGAGCGGACCAAGCCAAUCACAAUUGGAGAUGAUGUUUGGAUCGGAGGCAGCGUGGUGGUUGUGCCUGGAGUAAUGAUCGACCGUGGGGCUGUGAUUGGAGCUGGCAGUGUCGUGACCAAGAACGUGCCUCCUAUGUGCGUGUAUGCUGGCAACCCGGCGAAGUUCAUCAAGAAGAUCGAGAUGGAGUAG